AGGCGGAGUGGGUGGCCGAGGGGGCGGGCGCUGCCGCCGCAGUCCUUCAGUGGGCGAAAGGAGCGCUGCUGCCGGCUGGGCUGGUGGCGAGGCUGGAGGUGCUGCCAAUCGGGGUGGGGAGAAGAGGUGCGCGCGCGGCGAGCAGGUCCGGGCUGGCUGCUUUCCCUUCUUUUUCGCCUGGCUUGGAGAGGCGUGCGAGGAAGUGGGAGCAGCGCAGAGCGGCGGCGGCAGCAGCAGCAGGAGAAGAAGGAAACAAAUCCCCUGCUUGCCUGCAGUAGAGCGGGGAGAAGAAAAAGCCGGUGGCUCCUGAUCCAACAGAGAGGGUGUGAAACAGGAUUGCGGACAAAAAUCCUGAGCUCGAGCAGCUGUCGCUGAAAAUGUCCAAUAAUGGGCUAGAAGCGGAGGACAAGCCGCCUGCACCACCGAUGAGGAACACCAGCACGAUGAUCAGCACUGGCAGCAAAGACUUGGGAACCUUAAACCACGGCUCGAGGCCUUUGCCUCCCAAUCCGGAAGAGAAGAAAAAGAGGGACCGCUUCUACCGUUCCAUCUUGCCGGGAGACAAAAUGGCCAGCCAGAAGCCUCUGGGAAGCUCACAAGCAAGACAUGGAGACAGUUGCUUUCCCUUGUUAUUGCCCUCACUCGCAACUGGCAUUGGAGCCAACAAAAAGAAGGAGAAAGAACGACCAGAGAUCUCCCUCCCUUCAGACUUUGAGCACACGAUUCAUGUUGGAUUUGAUGCUGUCACAGGAGAAUUCACAGGCAUGCCAGAGCAAUGGGCCCGUUUACUACAGACCUCUAACAUCACCAAGUCAGAACAGAAAAAGAACCCCCAAGCAGUGCUUGAUGUGCUAGAAUUCUACAACUCCAAAAAGACCUCCAACAGCCAGAAAUACAUGAGCUUCACAGAUAAAUCUGCAGAAGAGUACAGCUCCUCAAACACACUGAAUGUGAAGGCGGUGUCUGAGACUCCUGCAGUCCCCCCUGUUUCGGAAGAUGAAGAUGAUGACGAUGCAGCUCCUCCCCCCACCAUCGCACCUCGACCUGAGCACACAAAAUCCAUAUACACCCGCUCCGUGAUAGAGCCCCUUCCGCCAACCCCGACCAAAGAUGUGGCCACUUCUCCGAUCCCCUCCCCUUCUGAAAACAACACCGCACCUCUGGAUACAUUGACGAGGAAUGUGGAGAAACAAAAGAAGAAACCCAAAAUGACAGAUGAAGAGAUCUUGGAAAAACUAAGAGGCAUAGUGAGCGUGGGUGACCCCAAGAAGAAAUAUACGAGUUUUGAGAAGAUUGGACAAGGAGCAUCGGGUACCGUUUACACAGCAAUGGAUGUCGCGACAGGGCAGGAAGUUGCUAUCAAACAGAUGAACUUGCAACAACAGCCGAAGAAAGAGUUGAUAAUUAAUGAAAUUCUUGUCAUGAGGGAAAACAAGAAUCCCAACAUUGUCAACUAUCUGGACAGUUACCUCGUGGGGGAUGAAUUGUGGGUAGUCAUGGAGUAUUUGGCAGGCGGCUCGUUGACAGACGUGGUGACAGAGACCUGCAUGGAUGAAGGGCAGAUCGCUGCUGUGUGCCGGGAGUGUCUUCAGGCUUUGGAAUUCCUCCAUUCCAACCAGGUCAUCCACCGGGACAUCAAGAGUGACAACAUCUUGCUAGGGAUGGACGGUUCUGUCAAGCUAACCGAUUUUGGUUUCUGCGCUCAGAUCACUCCCGAGCAGAGCAAACGCAGUACCAUGGUGGGGACGCCAUACUGGAUGGCUCCUGAGGUGGUGACAAGGAAAGCGUAUGGGCCCAAAGUGGACAUCUGGUCUCUGGGGAUCAUGGCCAUUGAAAUGAUAGAGGGGGAACCACCGUACCUCAAUGAGAAUCCUCUACGGGCUUUGUAUCUCAUUGCGACCAACGGGACCCCAGAGCUGCAGAAUCCAGAAAAGCUCUCGCCCAUAUUUAGAGACUUCCUUAAUCGCUGCCUUGAGAUGGAUGUGGAGAAGAGGGGCUCUGCCAAUGAACUACUCCAGCACCAGUUCCUAAAAAUCGCCAAGCCCCUGUCCAGCCUCACUCCUCUGAUUAUUGCGGCAAAAGAAGCAGCGAAGAACAACCACUGAAGUCUCCAAGGGGCCGCGGUCAUCAUGCCAAGCGCUCUAAUCUGUGUUUUUAAAAAAACAUGCUGACUUCAAAGAGCUCGACUCUUACUACUUUUAUCAGAAAGACUCUUCAAUCCUGCAAGAUUGGAAUCAUGGCAACAAAUUGCGUCGAACCUCAAAGCGGACAUGUGGCUGGGACUUAACUCAAAAUCGGUGACCUCCCGUUUGGAAUAUGUACGUUGAAAAGAUUGUUAAGAGACUGCUGGAUCCCGACCAAUGCACUGCCAAGCCAGUAUGUUUCCUUAUCUUUUAAUGUGUUGAUUUAGGAAAGGGGGGGGGAGAUUACCUGGAGUCUUUUAGACAACCUUUCCCCCACUUAGGUUAAAUUUAAAAUGCUACAGGGGCGCUCUCUAUCUCCACAAGAGCCCUGUUCUUAGACUACUGAAAGACUGACACAGUUUCAAUUACUUGAAAGUUAAAACAGCCGAGUGGAAAUCAGGACAGCUUUUAUAAUCUCAAGGGGAACAUGUAGCAAUUCAGAGUUUCUUCCUCUGCACCACUGAACAUUUGGGAAAGUGUGUGCAUGCACCAGAGGAGAUGCUGGAACAGUUAGUUGGCACCCCUUGACCAUCUAAGGAUUACAUUAAUGAAUGAUCAUCAUGCUGUGUUUUUUCUUUUUCUUUCUUGUGAAGCCAAUUGCCUCUGAAUAAAUUCACAUCACUGUUUGCAA
This is a messenger RNA of Hemicordylus capensis (graceful crag lizard), 2814 nucleotides long. It is a transcript of the gene PAK1, whose product is annotated as p21 (RAC1) activated kinase 1. Gene Ontology annotation, molecular function: protein serine/threonine kinase activity; ATP binding. Gene Ontology annotation, biological process: regulation of MAPK cascade; intracellular signal transduction; regulation of actin cytoskeleton organization. Lineage: Eukaryota; Metazoa; Chordata; Lepidosauria; Squamata; Cordylidae. Gene Ontology annotation, cellular component: cytoplasm. Bases 378 to 2105 code for a protein of 575 amino acids. The transcript is spliced from 17 exons. The record is from RefSeq and is a predicted model, not a curated record.